Messenger RNA from Drechmeria coniospora, 1146 nucleotides. Its product is annotated as putative rRNA -dimethyltransferase. Bases 1 to 1146 code for a protein of 381 amino acids. Gene Ontology annotation, molecular function: rRNA (adenine-N6,N6-)-dimethyltransferase activity. Lineage: Eukaryota; Fungi; Ascomycota; Sordariomycetes; Hypocreales; Ophiocordycipitaceae. The transcript has 2 exons. Gene Ontology annotation, biological process: rRNA methylation. The record is from RefSeq and is a predicted model, not a curated record. Gene Ontology annotation, cellular component: mitochondrial matrix.
AUGGCCAAAACCAAGCACGUAAAGCGUGGUAGCGCUGCCGGCACGCCUUACGAGCGACCCGGUGCCAGUGCCGGCGCAGCCAAGAACAAUGUCUUCAAGUUCAACACAAACUUCGGCCAGCAUAUCCUCAAGAAUCCCGGUGUCUCGGACGCAAUCGUCGACAAGGCCUACCUAAAACCCACGGAUACCGUACUGGAGAUCGGCCCUGGUACCGGUAACCUGACGGUAAGGAUAUUGGAAAAGGCAAAGAAAUGCAUAUGCGUCGAACUCGACCCGCGAAUGGCGGCCGAAGUGACGAAGCGUGUCCAGGGAAAACCUGAGCAGCGCAAACUGGAGGUUAUUUUGGGUGAUGUGAUUAAGACGGAGUUGCCAGCGUUUGAUGUUUGCAUUUCAAAUACCCCCUAUCAGAUUUCCUCGCCCCUUGUCUUCAAGCUCCUCGCCAUGCCCAACCCCCCGCGCACCUCCAUCCUCAUGUUCCAGCGUGAAUUUGCCCUCCGGUUGACGGCACGGCCGGGAGACGCCCUCUACUGCCGACUCUCCGUCAACGCCCAGUUCUGGGCCAAGAUCACCCACAUCAUGAAGGUCGGCAAGAACAACUUCAGGCCUCCGCCGCAAGUCGAGUCCUCGGUCGUCCGCAUCGAGCCCAAGGUUGGCAAGGACCGCCCCAACGUCAGCUGGGACGAGUGGGACGGCCUGUUGCGCAUCUGCUUCGUGCGCAAGAACAAGACCCUCCGGGCGAGCUGGCUCGGCACCAAGGAGGUGCUUGCCAUGGUGGAGAGGAAUUAUCGCACGUGGUGCGCCAUGAAUGGCGUGGCCGUUGACGAAACGCUGGUGGACGACGACGGCAAUGACGACAUGGAGACCGACGAUGUCGGCAAUGCCGGUGCCGACGACAUGGACGUCGACGAUGCCGACGAUGACGACACGCCCGACUUCUUCAAAGAGAUGCGCAACUCCGCUGCCUCCAUCCCAAAGACCAAGAGCAAGCGCAAGAAGACCAAGGUCGCCGAGCUUGUCCGUGAAAAAAUCCGUAAGGUUCUCGAGGACGUGACCGAGCUGGCCGAAAGGCGUUCCGGCAAGUGUGACGAAAAUGACUUCCUCCGACUGCUGUUUGCGUUCAACGAGGAGGGCAUCCACUUCUCUUGA